GGUUGGCGGUAAACAACCGCCGAGGCUCCCUCAGGUGCGCCCGUGACAUCACUUCCCGACCGAGCGCCGAUCGAUCGUGAUCGCCCUGACUUUUCAGGAAAAACUAAAAUAGAAUAGUAUGCCCCAGGAACGAUGUCGAGCGCGCUCCGUCGAUCUUCGGGUCCCAUGACCUUAUUUGGCCACGCCGUUCACUUGAUGUGAUGUAAGCAGCGGCGGCGGAACGGCAGGGGGCGGGGCAGGGGCCAGCGCUCCUCUUCCAGGCCGGGGGCUUUAACCCAGCUGUUUAUUCUCUCGCUGGCUCCAUCCGCCAAGGAAGAGGAGGAGGCGACGGCGGCAACAGAGUCAGUCCACAGAGGCAGGAGGCCCGGCCGGCGGGGAACCUGCACAUCCCUCAGGAAGGAGACCAGAGAUAAGGACUAGCAGGAAUUCCAGCAAGGAGUUGCAGAGAGAAUCCGCACUGGCAGGAGGCCAAGCAGAGAACACCUUAAGGACCUCAAUAAGAAGAAUAGGAGGUCAAACAAGGAACCACAAAAGAUAAAAGACCGCUGAAGAGAGGGAGUUGCACAGGGUGGUUCCGCGCCGGCAGCAGGCCGAACAAGAAACAUCUGAAGAACGCCGACUACGAGAAGAAGAGGAAACAGGAGGCUGAACAAGGAAGCGCAAAAACUAGAACAACUCUGAAGAAGAAGAAAUAAAAGGAAGAGGUGAUCAAACCGAGGGGCGCGGGCGCCGCGUCACCGCCAUGGAUUUUAAGGCCAACUUAAAGGGGGUCAAGGCCAAGACGGAGGACGAGCGCAAAGUGGCCAGCGGCGCUGCGCAGCAAAUGGACUUCCGCUCCGUGCUGGGGAAGAAGGGAGGCGCCAGCAAGGUCGAGAAGAACCCCGCCACCACCGCGGACUCUAAGAAGAAGAACGGAGGGAGCGCGGGAAAGAUGGUCAACAACUGCGUGGCAGACGGGGCGCCCAAGUUUGCCCAGAAGCUGAGCGACGUGACGGUGGUGGACGGACAGCGCCUGCACCUGCAGUGCCGGCUGGACGGCGAGGGCGACGUCGACGUCAUGUGGACACUGGACGGAAAACUCGUCAAAGCGUCCAAGUUCAUCGUUCUCAAAAACCAAGGUGGCGUUUGCUCGCUGAGCAUCGACAAAGCCUUGCCCGAGGACGAAGGCGUGUACAAAUGCAAAGUGGAGAACUCGGCGGGUCGGGACGAGUGUUCUUGUUUGGUUCUGGUGGACGAUCCUCCGGAAAAGUCGGCAGCUGACAAGGAUUCCAAGAAGAAGACGGCCGCCACCUCAGAGAGCGAAGCGCGAAUAAAGAAGCCUACAGCCAAGACACCUCCCAAACAAGCGUUGCCGCCCAACAUCGUGGAGUUCCCGGAGGACAUGAAGAUCCUAGCCGGGGAAAAGGUGGAGAUCUUGUGCAAGUUCACGGGAGCGCCGCCGAUCAACUGCACGUGGCUCAAGUUCAGGAAACCGAUCCAGGAGGGCGCGGCGGGGACGUCCAUUAGCAGCAGCGACAGCAGCAGUUUGCUGAGCAUCGCCAGCGGACAGCAGGAGCACUGCGGCUGCUACACCGUCGAGCUGAGGAACCAAUAUGGCCUCCGCCAGGCCGCCCUCAACCUCACCAUCGUGGACAAGCCGGACCCGCCGGCGAAGGUUCCGGCCCUAUCCGACGUGAGGCGUUCCAGUCUGACGCUGUCGUGGUACGGUCCCACCUACGACGGCGGCAGCGCCGUCCAGACCUACCACCUUGAGAUGCGCAACUCUGUGGAGCAGGAGUGGAAGCCGCUGGUGUCUUGCAACAGCACGUCCUACAAUGUCCAAAACCUUCUUCCGGAGCGCCAGUACAAGUUCCGGAUCCGAGCCGAGAACAUCUACGGCAUCAGCGAGCCCAGCGCCGAGUCCGAGGAGGUCACCGUGGGCCUGGUGGACGAUAACAAGAACCAGGAGGAAGCGGAAGAAGAGGAUGACGACUCUGAGAAGGAGCCGGACUACAGGCAGGUGACGGUCCGAACCGACGUGAAGGUGAAGGAGCUGUACGACGUUGAGGAGAGGCUGGGAACGGGCAAGUUUGGUCAGGUGUUCAAGCUGGUGGAGAAAGCCACCAAGAAGGUGUGGGCGGGCAAGUUCAUUAAAGCGUACUCGGCCAAGGACAAAGAAAACGUUCGGCAAGAGAUCGGCAUCAUGAACAGUCUCCACCAUCCCAAGCUGGUCCAGUGUGUGGACGCCUUCGAGGGAAAGUCUGACAUUGUGGUGGUUUUGGAGAUGAUCUCCGGGGGUGAGCUGUUCGAGCGCAUCAUCGACGAGGACUUUGAGCUGUCGGAGCGUGAAGUCAUCAAGUACAUGCUCCAGAUCGUGGACGGGGUGGGCUUCAUUCACAAACAGGGCAUCGUGCACCUUGACCUCAAACCCGAGAACAUCAUGUGCGUCAACAAGAUCGGAAGCAAGAUCAAACUCAUUGAUUUUGGCCUGGCCAGGCGGCUAGAAAAUGCCGGAACCCUGAAAGUUUUGUUCGGAACGCCCGAGUUUGUCGCGCCCGAAGUCAUCAACUACGAAGCCAUCAGUUACCCCACUGACAUGUGGAGCAUCGGCGUCAUAUGCUACAUUCUGCUAAGCGGCCUGUCGCCUUUCAUGGGCGACAACGACAACGAGACGUUGGCCAACGUGACUUCGGCCACGUGGGACUUUGAGGACGAGGCUUUUGACGAGAUCUCGGACGACGCCAAAGACUUCAUCACCAGGCUGCUCAAGAAGGACAUGAAGGCACGUCUAAGCUGCCCCCAGUGCCUGGAGCACAGCUGGCUGAAGCAGGACACCAACACCAUGAAGGCCAAGAAAUUGUCCAAGGAGAGGAUGAAGAAGUACAUCCUCAGGAAGAAGUGGCAGAAGACGGGCCACGCUAUCAAAGCCAUUGGCAGACUCUCCUCCAUGGCCAUGAUGGCGGGGGUCCACGCCAAGAGGGGCUCGCCCACCGAAGAGGACAACCAGUUUCUGGAGUGCUUGGAGCUGGAACACAAGGCCGAGUGCAAGCCCAGCUUCAGCUCCGUCAUCAAAGACGUGGAGGUGGUGGAGGGCAGCGCCGCGCGUUUUGACUGCAAGAUCGAAGGUUACCCGGACCCAGAAGUGGUUUGGUACAAGGACGAGCAGCCCAUCAAGGAGACCAGACACUUUCAGAUCGACUACGACGAGGACGGCAACUGCAGCUUGGUCAUUUCCGAGGUGUCGGGCGACGACGACGCCAAGUAUACGGUGAAGGCCGUCAACAAUCUGGGCGAAGCCACCUGCACCGCCGAGCUACUGGUGGAGGUCAUGGCCGGAGAGGAAGAGGAGGAAGAGGAGGAGUGAGCCCGCGGCUUAUGGACUCCGGCGGGAGGAAAGCAGCUCGGACGGGAAGUGGCGCCGUUGCACUUCCUUACCGGAGACCGGGAAGACGACGCCGGCCGGCAUAUUCACAGAGAUGGGUCAAAUCGGGGCCGCUUCGUUCGUUUCCGCCAAUGACGGCAAGGCCUUCCGGUUGACCCGCCUCUGUCAAUACUCUGGUUAUUUAUAAUUACACACACAAUGUUUGUCAUGUAGAGGUGCAUGCGUAAGUGCGUGCGUGCGCAAGUGUGAGCGCGAAUGCCUUAAAGCCACACGGAAACAUUUUUGCGGUGUUCACCUGUGCCUUCACUACACGGUCGUGAUGACGCCAUCGCCGUGACGUCACGCGGACAAGCUCACGGCGACGGCGGCGCUCCAGGAAGAUAGAUGUUGCAAAAAAUUCUGUGACAGAAAUUGUGCCACCAAAAGAAGAAAAAAAAAUCAGUGGCAAAAAUACCAGUCAUUCUUCUGCAAAAAUAUGAGUGCCAAAAAUUGUGUUGCCGGGUUGAACCCAAAGUGCAAAACAAGCCGGGAGCGCCAUCCGAACGGCGGUGUUGCGUCACGUGACGUCACUUUCCGUUUUGCGCACAGCAGUCACAGUGGGGUGCGUGUGCAUACUUUUGAAUUCACAAUUCUAUAGCGACUUUGAUGCACGCACAAGUGUACUUCCUUCUUUCGUGGAUUAAUGAUUUCUUGUGUAUUUAUUCCAACAGUUUCCUGCUUUCGUAAAUCCAAUAAACAUCAAAACACUAGGAAA
This is a messenger RNA of Corythoichthys intestinalis (scribbled pipefish), 4115 nucleotides long. It is a transcript of the gene mylkb, whose product is annotated as myosin light chain kinase b. The transcript has 18 exons. NCBI's taxonomy places the organism in Eukaryota, Metazoa, Chordata, Actinopteri, Syngnathiformes, Syngnathidae. The coding region runs from base 743 to 3343 and encodes 866 amino acids. Gene Ontology annotation, biological process: protein phosphorylation. The record is from RefSeq and is a predicted model, not a curated record. Gene Ontology annotation, molecular function: protein binding; ATP binding; protein kinase activity.